AUGCAUGAGAUCCAGAGCGUCGCAAAGGAGUACAUAAAUGACGAGGAAGUAAGCCAAGUCGUAUCCGCCAAUAAACGGCAGCACGGCAGCACACGACACGGCAGCACGGCACCUCGACAUAACCCCCCACCAAGAGAAAACCAUAAAGAACAUCCCAAACCAGCAAACGUAAACCAACCCCCCAGAAUCAGAAAAUUCUCUAACUACACACCUCUGACGGCCCCGAUCACCGAGAUAUACCACCAAAUAGCCGAUCGAGGUAUUCUCCCGAGGGCCCGACAACUCAAGGAAAGAACGGGCGGCAACAAGACCCUGUACUGCGACUACCACCGAGGAUGCGGACACAGGACACAAGAUUGUUUCGACCUAAAAUAUGCCCUCGAGCAAGCCAUACGAGAUGGCAAACUCCCCGAGUUUGCCAAAAUCAUCAGAGAACCAAGACGUGCGGAAAAAGACAGAUCACCAGAAAAAGAAGGACGUAACCCGAGGACACAGAGACAAGCCUCUAGGGAAAUCCCUGAAACAGAUCCGACCAUUAUCGUGAACGUCAUCACAGGGAAAGACACCUCAGGAAAAUCAAAAUCAGCACUGAAGAAGGAUCUCAAGAUCCUGGCAGUCAGAGACCGAACCCAAACCGCCACCACCAAUAGAGCGAUAACAUUCUCCCCCGAGGAUUGCCAGCACGGCACCUCGGCAGAAGACGCCUCAUUCGUUAUCUCGGCAAAGAUUGGAACCGGGCUAGUAAGAAGAAUACUGGUGGACACGGGAGCAGAUUCCAACAUCCUCUUCAAAGGAGCUUUCGACAAGCUCGGACUCCGCAACGACAACCUCCAGACACACCGCAACAGAGUAACCGAAUUCGGAGACAACUUCCUCAAGCCAGACGGUUCCAUCAAUCUUCCCCUUACCAUAGGGACGGGAAGCCAGAGGAAGAUAAUCCUGUCCUAG
This is a messenger RNA of Arachis stenosperma, 948 nucleotides long. RefSeq lists its product as uncharacterized. The transcript has a single exon. The record is from RefSeq and is a predicted model, not a curated record. Bases 1 to 948 code for a protein of 315 amino acids. Gene Ontology annotation, molecular function: aspartic-type endopeptidase activity. Lineage: Eukaryota; Viridiplantae; Streptophyta; Magnoliopsida; Fabales; Fabaceae. Gene Ontology annotation, biological process: proteolysis.